Messenger RNA from Pyrus x bretschneideri (Chinese white pear), 1495 nucleotides. RefSeq names its product B2 protein. The transcript is spliced from 6 exons. Gene Ontology annotation, biological process: response to endoplasmic reticulum stress. The record is from RefSeq and is a predicted model, not a curated record. NCBI's taxonomy places the organism in Eukaryota, Viridiplantae, Streptophyta, Magnoliopsida, Rosales, Rosaceae. Bases 170 to 1051 code for a protein of 293 amino acids.
CCCAAUUGGCAACAAAUGUAAUUCAGCAAACACUCGAGGGCAUUAUCAGUAAAGUGCAGCAUAUAUACAACACUAAAAGUCCAGCUGCUGUGCUGUCUUCUGUCGCAUCUUCCGGUUUCACAUCGCACGGCAGAUAAAAGGAUCUGUCAAUCUGAGUAGAGUUUGCAAGAUGGAGAGCUUGAACAGCUUUUGGCAACUGGGUGAUGAGCUCCGAGGGCAGUCAAAAGUCGCAGAAGAUCACAAAUGGUUAAUGGCUGCUUCAAAAUUGGCUGAGCAGACAAGGGUAAAGGGCGAGCGUAUGAAUAACCUUGAUCUUUCAAAGGGCCCAGCUGAACAAAGGGCAAGGGAUAAAUUUGGGUUCCAGGAAGAUAACAAAUUUGAAGGCCAAUACUUUAACAUGCUGAGCUUGGAUUCUAAAGUAAAUGAAAAUGUGAGCAAAAGUUCCUUCAGGAAUGGUAUUUAUAACAUGAAUGCAGUUUACCAGAAAAACAGUGCAAGCAUUGUGGGAAACAUGACUGGAAACAAGUACAGCAACAAAGAAAUCAACAACAGCAACAAUAACAACAACGAAUCUGCAAAUACAGUUGAGAAAAGGUUCAAGACCUUGCCGGCAACUGAGACGCUCCCAAGAAAUGAGGUGCUUGGAGGUUACAUCUUUGUAUGCAACAAUGACACAAUGCAGGAAGAUUUGAAGCGACAACUAUUUGGUUUACCUCCAAGGUAUAGGGAUUCUGUUCGGGCAAUAACACCAGGCCUGCCGCUGUUUCUCUACAAUUAUACGACACACCAGCUGCAUGGCAUUUUUGAGGCAGCAAGCUUUGGUGGUUCAAACAUUGAUCCAACUGCUUGGGAAGACAAGAAGUGUAAAGGUGAAUCUAGGUUUCCUGCUCAGGUAAGGAUCUGUGUUAGAAAAAUCUGCAAGGCUUUGGAAGAAGAUGCCUUCAGGCCAGUUUUGCACCACUAUGACGGUCCCAAGUUCCGUCUUGAGCUGUCAGUUCCUGAGACCCUGGAGCUAUUGGACCUAUGCGAACAAGCGGGCUCUGCAGCAUAAGCUAAAUGUUGGCAGCAAUAUGUCGAUGUAGGUUUUUGUGGUGCAUAUCAGCUGUGUGCUUUCAACAGAUUUUCCAUGGAGCGCAAGCUUGGGGGGUUAAGUCUGGUGGUUUUUUUUUCCUUUUUUCCUUUAUCGUCUGGAGUUAUAUAGUGUUCUCGUGAGUGAGCGCUGCUGAAUAAGUGAUCUCGUCUCGUGAAGUUGCUUGUUUUAAGUUGUACAACACUUGAUAGCUUUGAUAACGAUGAAAAGCAGUCGGAAGAUGUAAAAGAGAACCGACUGCGCUGUCGCUGUGUAAUGUAAUGAUAAAACCUCCUUAAGGUCAAGUCCUUAGUUGAUGGUGUGCCUCAAAUUUGUACCCAUAAACUUGAGUUGGGGAUGCCCGUCUCUUGUUCCUAGUGUUGGUUUUUGGUAAAAAUAAAGAGCAUCUACCAUGUUGUUUACUAA